This is a messenger RNA of Pseudopipra pipra, 6670 nucleotides long. RefSeq names its product phosphatidylinositol-4,5-bisphosphate 3-kinase catalytic subunit delta (gene PIK3CD). Gene Ontology annotation, biological process: phosphatidylinositol-mediated signaling; cell migration; phosphatidylinositol 3-kinase/protein kinase B signal transduction. The coding region runs from base 187 to 3327 and encodes 1046 amino acids. Gene Ontology annotation, cellular component: cytoplasm; plasma membrane; phosphatidylinositol 3-kinase complex. Gene Ontology annotation, molecular function: 1-phosphatidylinositol-4-phosphate 3-kinase activity; 1-phosphatidylinositol-3-kinase activity. The record is from RefSeq and is a predicted model, not a curated record. The transcript has 24 exons. NCBI's taxonomy places the organism in Eukaryota, Metazoa, Chordata, Aves, Passeriformes, Pipridae.
GCGGUGCCGGGGCGGUGCCGGCGGCGGGGCCGGGCCGGGAGCGCGGGAGCGCCCGGGAGCCCCCGGGGACCCCCCGGGCACCAGCGCAGGCUGGAACUGAGCUCUGGAAAAACAAAGUGGAGCUUGGAGUAUGUGGCCUGAGGAUUGCCUUACACAGCCAGGGGUGGUAGCUGAGCAGUGAGCAGGAUGCCCCCAGGCAUUUACUGCCCUACGGAAUUUUGGUCCAAGGGGGAAAACCAGAACAUCCAGGUGGACUUUCUGCUGCCCACAGGAAUAUACUUAAACCUCUGUGUGCCCUGCAAUGCCAGCUUGGGCACCAUCAAGCAGGUGGUGUGGAAGCAUGCCCAGUAUGAGCCCCUGUACCACAUGCUCAGUGACCCCGAGGCCUAUGUGUUCACCUGCAUCAACCAGACGGCCGAGCAGCAGGAGCUGGAGGACGAGCAGCGGCGGCUCUGCGACAUCCAGCCCUUCCUGCCCGUGCUGCGCCUCGUGGCCCGGGAAGGGGACAGGGUCAAGAAGGUCAUUAACUCCCAGAUCAGCCUGCUCAUUGGGAAAGGUUUGCACGAGUUCGACUCCGUUCAGGAUCCAGAGGUGAAUGAUUUCCGCACCAAAAUGUGCCAGUUCUGUGAGGAGAGAGCAGCAAAGAGGCAGCAGCUCAGCUGGGCAGCCUGGAUGGAGUACAACUUCCCCUUGCAGCUGGAGCCCAUGGCCAAGGGCUUUGGGACUGGCUCUCUACAAACCCCCACCAAGAACAUUUUCGUCAACAUCAAGUUCCAGUCUGGAGGGGAGAGCUUCACCUUCCAGAUCUCCCCGAAGGAGUUCCCCAUCACGCUGAUGAGCUAUGCCAUCAAGAAGCAGGCGACUGUGUUCCGCCACGAGACGGUGCAGAAGCCAGAGGAUUACACCCUGCAGGUGAACGGGAAGUGGGAAUAUCUCUACGGGAACUACCCCCUGUACCAGUUCCAGUACAUCCGCAGCUGCCUGCACCGAGGGCUGACCCCCCACCUGACCAUGGUCCACUGCUCUGCCAUCAUUGCCAUGAGGGACGAGCAGACCAACUGCAUUGCCAGCCCCCCAAAGAUGGCUCCCAAGCCUCCCCCGCUCCCCAAGAAAAAGCCAAACUAUGGUUCUCUCUGGUCCUUAGAGCAGCCUUUCUACAUCGAGCUGGUGCAAGGCAGCAAGGUCAAUGCAGAUGAGAGGAUGAAGCUGGUGGUGCAGGCAGGGCUGUUCCACGGCAACGAGAUGCUGUGCAAGACAGUGUCCAGCUCAGAAGUGAAUGUGUGCUCAGAGCCCGUGUGGAAGCAGAGGCUGGACUUCGACAUCAACAUCUGUGACCUUCCCCGCAUGGCCCGGCUCUGCUUCGCCCUCUACGCCGUCAUCGAGAAGGCCAAGAAGGCACGUUCCACCAAGAAGAAGUCCAAGAAAGCUGACUGUCCCAUCGCCUGGGUCAAUGUCAUGCUCUUUGACUACAAGGACCAGCUGAAAACUGGGGAGUGCUGCCUGCACAUGUGGUCCUCCUUCCCAGAUGAGAAAGGGGAACUUCUGAACCCCAUGGGCACAGUGCAAUGCAACCCCAACACUGAGAGUGCAGCAGCCUUGGUCAUCUGCUUCCCCUGCGUGGCAGCACAUCCCGUGUAUUACCCGUCCUUCGAGCAGCUGCUGGAGUUGGGGAGGAAUGGAGAACCACCCCGAGCUGCACCAGAAGAUCCUGAGGAGAAGCUGCAGCUGAGGGAGAUCCUGGAGCGGAGGAGCCACACGGAGCUGUACGAGCACGAGAAGGACCUGGUGUGGAAGAUGAGGUACGACAUCCGCGACCAGUACCCACAGGCCCUGGCAAAGCUGCUCAUCAUCACCAAGUGGAACAAGCACGAGGAUGUUGCCCAGAUGAUUUCCCUGCUUCAGACCUGGCCAGAGCUGCCUGUCCUGAACGCCUUGGAGCUGCUGGAUUUCAGCUUUCCCGACCGUUAUGUUGGUUCCUUUGCUAUCAACUCACUGAAGAAGCUGACAGAUCAUGAUGUGUUCCAGUACCUGCUGCAGCUCGUCCAGGUGCUCAAGUACGAAUCCUACUUAGACUGUGAAUUAACCAAGUUCCUGCUGGACAGGGCGUUAUCCAACCGCAAGAUCGGACACUUCCUCUUCUGGCACCUGAGGUCAGAAAUGCACGUUCCUGCUGUUUCCCUGAGGUUUGGGCUGAUCCUGGAAGCUUAUUGCAGAGGCAGCACCCACCACAUGAAAGUUUUGAUGAAACAGGGAGAAGCACUCAACAAGAUGAAAGCUCUGAAUGACUUUGUUAAAGUGAGUUCUCAGAAGGCCACCAAGCCUCAAACCAAGGAGAUGAUGCAUGUGUGCAUGAAGCAGGAAACGUACCGUGAAGCACUUUCCCACCUCCAGUCCCCCCUGAACCCCAACAUUAUCCUCGCCGAAGUUUGUGUGGAUCAGUGCACCUUCAUGGACUCCAAAAUGAAACCUUUAUGGAUUGUGUUUAAUAAUGAAGAGACAGGUGGAGGUGGAGUGGGCAUUAUUUUUAAAAAUGGAGAUGAUCUGCGUCAGGACAUGCUGACCCUGCAGAUGAUCCAGCUGAUGGACAUCCUGUGGAAGCAGGAGGGCCUGGACCUGAGGAUGACCCCUUAUGGCUGCCUCUCCACAGGAGACAAGACUGGGCUGAUUGAGGUGGUCAUGCACUCGGACACCAUCGCCAACAUCCAGCUGAACAAGAGCAACAUGGUGGCCACGGCAGCUUUCAACAAGGACGCGCUGCUGAACUGGCUCAAGUCCAAGAACCCCGGGGAUGCCUUAGACCAAGCCAUCGAGGAGUUCACCCUCUCCUGUGCCGGGUACUGCGUGGCCACGUACGUGCUGGGCAUCGGGGACCGGCACAGCGACAACAUCAUGAUCCGGGAGACAGGACAGCUGUUCCAUAUUGAUUUUGGUCACUUUUUGGGGAACUUCAAGACUAAAUUUGGUAUUAAUAGAGAACGAGUUCCUUUCAUCUUAACCUACGACUUUGUGCAUGUCAUCCAGCAAGGAAAAACUAACAACAAUGAGAAGUUUGAAAGGUUCAGGGGUUACUGUGAGAGAGCCUACAUGAUCCUGCGGCGCCACGGGCUCCUCUUCCUGCACCUCUUUGCACUGAUGAAAGCUGCUGGUCUGCCAGAGCUCAGCUGCUCCAAGGACAUCCAGUACCUAAAGGACUCCCUGGCUCUUGGGAAAACCGAUGAGGAGGCACUGAAGCACUUCAGGCUAAAGUUCAAUGAAGCCCUGCGAGAGAGCUGGAAAACCAAAGUGAACUGGCUGGCACACAACGUGUCCAAGGACAACAGGCAGUAGAGCAGCAGAGCACAGCCCUGGGACAGGGACACAACAGCCACGCUGAGCCCAGCCAGGCAGACAGGCUGGUAAGGAAAGACUGGUGGAAGCUGCAGAGUUGAAGAUCCCCCACCUGGAUUCCCAGAGAUCAGACAUUGCUCCAUGACUGAAAAACUGCUGGCCUGUCCUCAGCCACACCCCGUGGCUGCUGUAGAGCUUUGGGGGACAAGGGAGAGACGUGAGGCAAUAAAAUUACUGCGUACAGUGAAAGGUAGGUAGAGGUGCUGUACCCUUAGAACUCAUUAAGCUUCAAAUACAUCUUCUAAUGGAAGAGUUGAGGCAGUUGUAACAUCCUUCCAGUGUGCUAAUGUCUGUAUUUAUAUUUUCUUGAGAAUUUAGCUGAACAGAGGACCUCCCCCCCAUCCCUGUAACCCAUCUUGCAGGUCACCACCAUUACAGCUCAGAGGCUUUACCUUCAGCACUGCCCUGUGUCACUGUCCACCAAGGGGGGAUCAGUUUAAAGAGCCCUGAAGCUGUCUUGGACAAAUGGUUUUACUCUGCAUUGUGACAGGAUAAAGAUACCCACACUGUCAUAUUGCUUUCUGUCUGCUCCAGAGGCCAAAGUGUUCUCAAACUGAGCUGGAACUCAGCUGUUGCUGGACAAAACUGAUGCCACAACAGCAGGUUCAGUGGCCACUGGAUCAGGUAGUUUCUUUGCUUUCCCAAGUCAGGCUUUAGUUGAGCCUCAAGCAAUUCCUGCAUUUAUUUUGGUUUUAAGCCUGAAAACAGUAAGACUGCAUUUUCCAAAUGGGCAUGGAAUGUUUGUGGCUCCAAGUGCCUCCUGCUGGGGUACAUUAGGAGCUGGUUUGCCACCUGGUCUCCCUGUACCAUGUGUGUGCAGGGCAGUGCCCCACACCUACACAGUCCCUGGGAUCCAACACUCAGCUCCAGAGGCAGCUGGCACAGAUGGCACCGCUCUGUGCCCAAGCUGUUGGGCCAGACUGUCCUCCUGUGCAAGGAGUGCCAGGAUGAGUGGGUUUAACACUGAAACACUUACAGCAAGUUGCAUCUCAACUCCCAUCUUGCAAAUGUAUUCCCUUUUCUUUUCCCCCCUCUUCCUCCUCCCAGCCACAGUCCAGACUCCUGCCCUGCUCUGAGAGCUGCUGGCAAGGGCUGGGGGUCUGGGGGGGCUCAGCUGUGCCGGUGCCUGAAUUGGGACACAGUGUCUCCUCCAGCCUCCUCCCCUUCCCAUGGCCUCCUCAGCCUCCUUCCCCUCGCCCACACGGUGCUGGGAUCAAUCCCACAGUUCUGCUGUCACAGCUCUGUCUCCAGGUCAUGGCCCCACCAGGAGCAGCUCUGGGUGCUGGGCUUGCCCAGGGACAGGGAGCAGGAGCCACUGCUGGACACAGGAGGGUGGGCAGGACCUGCUUCCUCUGCCAGUUCCUUGGGUCCUUCCUUCCAUUUCCUCACACCCUCAGGUUCCUGUGGAGGUACCACCAUUCCUGCCCUUUCAAGGAACAGCAAAGUCUAAUUCUCAAGACACCCCCAAAGCUGAAUCCUGUACUUCACUUGUUUGCCUUUAAUUAGGUUCAACAAUUUUCUUUUACUCACUGUAAAGUGUUUUUUAAACUCUUUCACUUCUCUCAUGUAGGUAAAAAUAGAGGCAUUGCAGAUCCUGGUUCUCAGGUAACAACAGGUACAUGUGUUGUCAAAUGAUGGACUAGACUCUCAUAAAUUUAGCAUUCAAGUCUGCUUUAAAAUUCCCACAGAAGCAGCAAGUUCAGGAGACUGAACUGGCCUGUUUAAUAAAUCUUCCCUUCAUGAUCUAAAUUUGAUUUGAUUUUUGCACCCAGCACAUGGGUGCAAAUCAUUCCUGACUUUCAGCUGUCAGGUACCCCAGUACUUUAAAAUUAAAAUUAAAAUUAAAAAAUACUGCCCUAGAAUGGCUGUUUAAGUCCACCUUUUUUGUUUAAGGGGAUCAGUUCAAAUCUGUCAGCUGUGCAGCUGGCGAAGAGCAAAGUUAACACUGCUUUAUAAAACAGUAACUUCUUCUGUAAGAAGAAAUAAAUAGUAAUGCCAGGUUUGGUCAGUGAGGGGAAUCUGAAACACCUGGAAUAAACCCUUCUCUACCUUUAUAUCCCAACAGGCACUAGCAGUGUUACAGUUUCUAAUCUAAAUUGUGGUUUAAAGUACUUACUGUGUCUUUUCAUAGAAGAUAUUAAGCUGUGGGGUCUGUUCUGUUCUGGUUUGUACCUAUUCAGACAAACCAAGUUCCCUCUCCAGCACCUGUUGGUAGAAGCAGCAGUUCUGGCCUAGAAAACACUUGAUUUUAGUUUUAUGUAACUCUUUUCCUGCACCUUCCCAAUGAUCCUGGGUGUAACUGAAGCAACACUCAAGCUCUGACAGCUGUUUUGGUACUAGAAGGAAAUCCUGCAGGAUUGAGAGCUCUUUGCAGGCUGAUCAGACAGUGAGCACACGCCCUGUGCCUCUGCUCCAUUUCAGAGAAUAAAUAUUGCUGUUUCUUUCCUUAUUGAACUAAUUUACAGAGCAAAAAGUGUGCCCCAGGCAAGGUGAGAUGCACUGAACCCACCCCCUGAUCAGGUUUGUACGUUCCUGUGGAAGGGAAGACACUACAGUUCUGUGCCUGGAAAAGCAAUUCCACAACCUGCUCCUCCAGGAGCCCUCUGAUGUGCCUGGUUUCCAGGCUCCCAGCAGGAACCUCAGGCCCUAAUCACAGUUUUCCAGCAGUGGCUCCUGUCCCCUGUCCUUCAGUGUGAGAAGUGCAAUAAGACAAAGGUGUCUCAGUGUCAGCUGCAGGGACUGGGCAAUUCCCCAGGGGUUUCUCCACCCGGCCCAGUUUCACAGAGGUUUCUCAGUCUGGAAACUUGACUUACCCCCAAGAAGUAAAAAUCCAGUGAGUCAUCACGUGGACCUUCUUCCUUGGACACUCCUGGAAGAGCAUCUUUGUUGAAGCUCUGAUGGGUCAGCAAAGAGCUUUUGACUCCAAAUCCACAAAGCAGCAGCUCCUCACCUGAUGAUUUUGAGCCAGUGAAUUGUACUGAAGAUUCAAACUUAAAUCACUUGCAAAAAUAUUCCAUUUCACCAUAAAUAAGUGGCUUCUCCUUUUAUAAAUAUGCUCAGAAUGAUAGACCUAUUUCUAUUUAUUUAGAGAUGUUUCUGUCAUUUUUUUUUUAACUCACUCUGUACAAACUGAUUGUGCUUAUUCUGUUGCCUUUGAAAAAAAGAAGUAUUUUUUUAAGCCAAACUGUGGUUCUGCGAAAAGAGAAUGUUUACAUGUUUAACCUUUCAGUUGCUUUAGGUACAUGUUUUGUAAGUAAAAAAUAAAAAAUAUUGAUAAAUUGUC